AUGGCGGUUACUCCUGCUGAAGAAACAUUUACUGACUUUGAAAAGGCUGAAGAAGAAACGGAUGAUCAGAGCAGACUGCCAGAUUUCAGACGGACACCCCAGAUAAUAUUACACCGAAUAGACUUCCCUUUAAAGGAUGUUGUAAAAGAAGAGAUUACUGAAGAAGAGCAUAUUUUUAACUUAAAAAGCAGCUGUUGUUUAAAACAGGAAGAAGGAGGACAGCUGAGCAGAAAGGGAGAGCAAGAAGAGCUGGAAUAUCAGGAGAUAAAAGUUGAGCAAGAGGAGUUUGCAUUUCAUCAGAUAAAAGAAGAGCAAAGUGAGGAAGUACAUCAAAGGAUAAAACACGAGGAGAUUAAAGAUGAGCCGGAUGAAAUGUCUCCUCACCAUGAAGACAAAGUACUUUGGGAGAUAAAUGAGGAUCAGGAAAAGCUUCAACAACAGCUGAUAAAAGAAGAACUGGACAGCGAAGAUAAAGAUCAUGUUGUAGUGAAGCUGGAGACUGAUAUCUUCUUGGUGACUCCUAUGAGCGAUCAAAAAUACCAACAAGAAUUCAGUAGAGAGCUACUUACCUCCCAGCCCCAGGAUCACAAAGGGAAGAAUCAUAAAUACUUAGGAUCAAAAAGAGAUAAAGAGUUGAAGCAAAAUAAGAGGUGUUUGAAAUCUAGACAGCCAAAUGUCAGCGCUGAUUGUACAAAACAAAAUGGGCCCCAAACAACUCAGGAUCAACAUUCGUAUUCUUGUGGGAUGUGUGAUAAAAGGUUUAUUGAAAACAGCUUAUUGACUGAACAUUUAAAAAAUCACACAAGCGAGAGGCCUUUUUCAUGUGAGAUCUGUGGAAAAGGUUUUAGCCAACCAGGGCAUGUAACUGUUCACAUGAGGACUCACACAGGUGAGAAGCCUUUCUCCUGUAAGAUUUGUGGAAACACUUUCAGUCAAAAAAGCUCUUUAAUUAUUCACUUCAGAGUUCACCGGGAUGCAAAACCUUUCUCGUGUGAUAUUUGUGGAAGACCUUUCAGUCAAAAAAGCUCUUUAAUUCUUCACAUGACCUCUCACCCUGGUUGGAGGCCUUUCUCAUGUGAGGUCUGUGGAAAAGGCUUCUGGAGAAAAAGCUCCCUACCCGUUCACAUGAGAACUCACACAGGGGAAAAGCCUUUUCUGUGCAAUCUUUGCGGAAAAGGUUUCAGACAAAAAAGUUAUUUGGCUGCACACAUGAGAGCUCACACGGGUGAGAGGCCUUUUUCAUGUGAGGUUUGUGAAAAGGGGUUUACUCGAAAGUGCCAUUUAUCUGAUCACAUGAGGAUUCACACAGGCGAGAAGCCUUUCUCCUGUGUGACCUGUGGAAAGAGUUACAGAAUAAAAUGGCACCUAACAAAACACAUCACAACUCACAAUGAUCAGGACUCUUGGGUACAACCUGUGGAAGAAGAUGAAGCCAUGAAAACUGAUUAAAUUUAAACAAAUUUGACAGUAAUUGUAUCAAACCUAUGAUUUUUGUCUUAACAUAUAAUUUAUUAAAUUAAGAGAACUUCGCAAAAUGGAAAGAUUCUUUAUUUGUUUCCAAAAAAUGUCUGAUUUAUUCCCUAACUAUACUUUAAGAAAUAAUAUGUAAGAAUUCCUAUAAAUCACCCAAAAAAGCAUCAUUUCUGUCAACAAGCAAGAACGUAUUUUAAUAUCCUGUCCAGGGAAACAAUAGCUGUGUGGUUUCUGAGGCUCUUUGGUUCUUUCAGUCGGCACCAACCCUCAAAAGCUGGACUGGUGUUCAUCAUUAUCAUUCUGCUAAAGCGCGGAGAAGAAGCCGUUUCUGAGCCCUAUUAUGGAGCUACGAUAUGUGGAGCUACUAUAUGUGGCAACAUAUAGUAUGCCUGAGCUACUACAGCCUACUUUUCCUUUUUAUACAGUCUUUUUGAUCUAAAGUUGGAAUUGUAAUCAAAAUAAAUAUAUAUUUUGGACCUGUCAAAUGUAUAAAACAAUUAUUCAUAAACUACAUAUCUUGCAGUAAAAUUAAUACCUUUUUUCCAAACCAGUGUAGAUGUUCUGUGGAUAUAUUAUAGUUAAAAAAAAGUUAGAAGAUUUGAUAAAAACGUAUCUAUGACCUUAUAAUAUCUUAUUUCCCUGUCAGCACAAACAGAGGCUACGCUGGCAGAUAUGAGCCCCUUGGAAAGAGUGGAGAAAUUUCAGUUUUGUACCUUUCCUUAUGAUACAUUUUGUUCUCAAAAUGAAGUCUUGAAUUUA
Messenger RNA from Cyprinodon tularosa, 2232 nucleotides. RefSeq names its product gastrula zinc finger protein XlCGF57.1-like. Gene Ontology annotation, biological process: regulation of transcription by RNA polymerase II. The transcript has 2 exons. Bases 1 to 1449 code for a protein of 482 amino acids. The record is from RefSeq and is a predicted model, not a curated record. Lineage: Eukaryota; Metazoa; Chordata; Actinopteri; Cyprinodontiformes; Cyprinodontidae. Gene Ontology annotation, molecular function: DNA-binding transcription factor activity, RNA polymerase II-specific; RNA polymerase II cis-regulatory region sequence-specific DNA binding. Gene Ontology annotation, cellular component: nucleus.